Molecule: messenger RNA, 4103 nt
Organism: Carassius auratus (goldfish)
Lineage: Eukaryota; Metazoa; Chordata; Actinopteri; Cypriniformes; Cyprinidae
Product: protein SSUH2 homolog
Exons: 13
Coding region: 236-1381 (381 amino acids)
Source: RefSeq, a predicted model, not a curated record
CGGUCCCUUCGGACUUUCCUCUCAGACAGUGCAUAUUUUGUACACAGCGGAGAAAAGCUUGUUUUGAAGAAAACUCGCUCGUAACCCGUUUUCUACAUCAGUACGAAAUAAAAGAGGCUUCAAUUGUGUAGUAGAAACAUUUUGCUCGCGAGUUAUUGAUCCUGAAAAGUCGAAUCUGUGAAUAUCUUGCCAACUUUUUCCGAACUCUUUUUUAAGUUCUCACUCCGUUUGCAAAAUGGAGAGAAUGACUACGAGUGACCAUGGAGCUAACCACGGCAUCGUUAACCCGGUUUAUGGAUUACCAGCAGCAGCAACAAGCAUGCACGGACCUGCUGCACUCCCUGCAAACAUGUUCGAUACAGUCCCUGGAUAUGAAGGAACAGUGGCUGGCGGAGGCGGUGGCUAUCUUCAACCUCCCAUGCCAUCUGUACCGAUGCCAGUGCCUGCACAGACCCCCAGCCCACCAGUCUGGCAUAUACCCUCCAUCUCAGAGGACAGGGCACGUGCAGCUUUCGCAACAUACGUCUCCAGCAAGUGCUGCUAUAGUUCUGCCCCCGUCAGAGAGGGAGUAAUAACCAAUAUGGAGUCCUUUAAUACCUACAGGUAUCGUUUGGAGACGUUCAUGGAGUCCAGAUCUACUGAAUGGAGUCAGGAGCCUUACACAGGUCAGCCUGUGGAUGCUGGUGUUCAGCCUGCUCCAGGUCCGUGGCAGAUUACAGCUCAAUCUCCGGCCUUCUUUCAAGAGCACAAGCAGACCAUUAAAGUGCCCUAUACUUCCUCAGUCAAGAACUGUCACUUGUGUCUGGGAAUGGGAAGAAACCCCUGUACAACCUGUGCUGGAGCUGGAAAUAAAGUCUGUCGGCUGUGUAAUGGUUCUGGUUACCGUAAUUCUAAUGACAGCUGCACGCACUGCAAUGGGCGCGGACGUGAAAACUGUACUUCAUGUAGCAGCAGAGGCUCCUGCCAGUGUGACACCUGCCGUGGAAAGGGAAAGCUGCUUGUAUUCAUUAACCUCAAUGUUAAAUGGAGCAUAGAGAAGGAUGAUUUCGUAGCGCAAGAUUCAAGUGGUCUGAAAGUGGAUAAACUGGAGGAGGUUUCGGGUAAAGAGCUCUUCAAAGACGCCCAGUAUAUGGUCUAUCCAGUGAGGGGCUUUCCAGAUGUUUCUGUUGCACAAGCUUCUGAGCGUUUAAUAAGAGAACAUCAGGGGAAAUAUGCCCAAACAUCCCGCAUUUUACAACAGAGGCAGACGAUCGAGCUCAUUCCCAUAACCAAAGUGAACUACAGGUGGAAAGGAAAGCCUAAUUUUUACUAUGUGUUUGGAAAUGAGUUUAAAGUGAACGUUGAUGACUAUCCCGCCACCUGCUGCUGUUCUGUCAUGUAACAUCAAGCGAUAUGACUGAAAUCUUAUAUCACGAUAACAAUAUAUAUCACAAUAUUUUUUUUCUUUUAAAAAGUGUUUUAUAAUAUUAAAAUCUUUGAUAUCAUAGAAUUUAAAUAAUCAUUGUCACCAAUGUCAGUAUUAAACUUAGCCUAAACAGAGACAUAACAAACAGGCUCACUGAAGAUAAAUAAACAGUGAUGAAAUAAGGAUAAAAAACUAACUGCAAGGAAUAGGAAAAUUAAAAUUUACAAUAAAUAAGAAAAGCUACAUACAUUGUAUAAAUUGACUAGUCUUCACUGUGUUAAGUUAGUUCUUCUUCUUAUCAAAGUUUUAAAAGUGAUUUAAUCAAGAAUAGUGAGAGAUUUUCAUAUUAAUCUCAGUCCGGAUUUAAUGUACUGUUAUGCGUUUUCUUUUUCAUCUAUUUACUCUUUCGUAAGAGAGUGUAAAUAGUGCAAAUAGCAAUAAAUAAAUAGCACUAAGUGAAAAUUGCAUAUUUUCUUAGUGAUAGAUACUAUUUACACUAAGUGCAAAUAGUGAUGGAUGCUAUUUACACUAAGUGCAAAUAGUAACAGAUUCUAUUUAAACUAACAGUACACUAAACUUUACGCUACAGUAUUUUUAACAAUAUGCUAUUUACACUGCAUACAAGUGCAGAUAGUGAUAUAGAUUCUAUCUACACGGUUAAAAUAGGAUUUUCUGAUAUUUAUACUACUUAUUGCAAAUAGUGGCAUUUAUAUGCACCUUAGUAUUAUAGUACAUUAUAAAUCAGUAUGCAGUAAUAACGUAUAGAGUGUAAAUUAUCAUUUUAAUUUAGAUUAUUAAAUGGAUGCCACCUUAUUGGGACAAUAAAGCCCACCAUUCACCUAGCCUAACCCUACCAGAUAAUGUAUUUUCAACUUUUUUAUUAUUUCCUUCAUUUUUUUGGUAAAUAAAUGCCUUUCCGAUGUGAUAUGAGAUCUGAAAAGGGAGAAAAGUUUGGUAAAAGGCGGAUUCGAACCCAGGUCAAUUGUCUGUCGUCUUUUAUACUGGUGACCAUCCCUAUCACACGUUUGUGGGUGGAGCUAGUGUAAAUAGCCUCUGCCAACCAAGUGACAGCCUUCCGGUCUCUCUAGUGAAGCCUAAACAGAAGUGACUAAAACUGCAAUUCAUCAACUGGCCGCUAGAGGCUGGCUCCAAAAGGGAGUCAGUCUCAUAUACUCCCCUAGUUAAAGUGCUCAACUUUACAGCAGAAAACAACACGUUUACAGCCUGGUUCAAAAAGUGGUUUUGGUCUAUAUAGUUAAUUUUGCCCUUCAUGACAAUUGUGGGGAGGUGGGGGGGGGGGUUAUAACUCAUCCUUUUAAAUUAUAUUAAGCCUUAAAGAGCUAGGUGGGUGUGGUUUCAUCAACCAGCUCCCACCUCUUUGCCCAUUUUUUAAGGAUUAGGAAGAAGUUUGAAUAAAUAUUUUAAAAUACAGGCUGUGUCACUAAUUAAACAAGUAGGUUAUAUAUUCAGCUAAUGGACAGCCUCUUAUACGUAUGCUUCUCAUAAACAAUUAGUCAAUAUGCAUUAGGGCUGCUCUUCACUACAGAUUUUUUUGGCCGACUAGAAGUCAUUAAUUUUAAGCAUUAGUUGACUAUUUGUCACACUUUUAUUAAUAAACCAUAUAAAUCAUAAUAAGGAGCCUUUACUUACCUAUAGCCUUAUAAGCUAUCUAGCGUAUGGAAAAAUAGACUUGCCACAGCGCACCAGGAAAUACAAUUAUUAUGAAUUUGUUAGGGAAAAACAGCAAGUACACUGCAUUAACAUUUUAAUUUAUUGUAACGUCAUAAUUAAUUGUUACACUAGUGCUUCUGAUUUCUGUUUAAGAGAUGAUGUCUGCAACAGUGACUAAUCUACGCAGCACCUGUAUGCAUGUUUCAUACUUAUUACAUAAUGUGAGAAUAUUUGUUUUCUGUUUGAAUUGGUUCAUUUAAAAGUUUCACUCUCUAUAAAUAUAAUUUUCAUGUUUGUAAUAAGGCAAGCAUCCACGGAAUUUCAAAAUGACAUGCUCAAGUUUUCAGAGACCAAGAUGGCAGAAAGUGCAUCAUGUUUGCUUUGAUUAUUUUACAAAGGCGCAACAUUUCAUUGCUAUUCUGUUAGUCUUUACAGAUACAAAAGAUGCAUUACUCUUAUCCGUAUGACCAAAAAUGAUGUAGUAUUUUAAGAGCAAAUUAUCACAGCAGUGCCUCCGUCUGUCCUGCAGUAGCCCAAGUGCACUACUGUUCAGCUUCCACACACCAUACAAAAAUGUGAACUUUUUUCUAGGCUAACAUUAGAUUGAGCUGUCAUGUGAAGUUGCUACUACAUACAUAUCUCAGAUGAUAAACCAUAUUUGAGGUCGAUGAAUGUUAGGUGAGCAUAUGGAUGUCCUGCCCAAUGUACUAUAUUACCACAUAGACCAGCCAUUAACAAUUUGUUCGUCACUGACUGAGUGACUCGCAACACGACGGACUUACAGACAAAAAAACUCAAGCUGCCCGAAUGGGGCAUUGUUUAUGCAGCUUAACCAUGUACACUGUAUAUACCAUUUUAUAGUCACCUGACUCAGUAUUACCAAAUGUGAAUUACUAAACCUCUUGUAGAUUGCAUGCAUUUUUCUAACUAUUGAAGAAUAUGAAGUAUAGUAGUCUGUAGUAAAUCUAUAAACAAAAACAAUGUAUUAAGAUUAAUAAAGUCAAAAUAAACUGAGUUUUGAAAAUAA